CAAAAUUAUCAAGGGGAUCAUUGCAACAUUUGGGCCUUUUUCAUUUUAAAGAAAAGGCAAGUAAGAAGAGACAUGAUAGUGGCGUAUAAAAAUAUGCAUGGUAUAAGAAAAUCGAUGGGUAUAUGUUCUUAUCCUUUUUAUAGACACUAUUUAUUUAGAGCUGACUGGAGUAUCAAGCAUUCAAUGUGGACGGAAGAGGUUCAUCUGGAGUUGGUUGAUAAGGGACAACUUUGCCUUUGUCAUUUUCAACAUGUGCCCACCAAACACAACCAUUUUCCAUUUCUUCUGCUCUGGCUUCUAGGGUCAGAAUGGCAGCAUAGCCAUGGGAGACUGGAAUUUCCUGGGCGGGAUUUUGGAGGAAGUCCACAUCCACUCUACCACGAUUGGCAAGAUCUGGCUGACCAUCCUCUUCAUCUUCCGGAUGUUGGUCCUUGGCGUGGCGGCCGAAGACGUGUGGGACGACGAGCAAGCAGACUUCAUUUGCAACACGGAGCAGCCUGGCUGCAGGAACGUCUGCUAUGACCAGGCCUUUCCCAUCUCCCUCAUCAGGUACUGGGUCCUGCAGGUGAUCUUUGUCUCUUCGCCCUCCUUGGUCUACAUGGGCCACGCCUUGUACAGGCUGAGGACCCUGGAGAAGGAGCGGCAGAAGAAGAAGGCCCAGGUGAGGGCUGAGCUGGAGGCGACAGCCCCAGAGAAGGCGGAGGAACGGCGGAGACUGGAGAAGGAGCUACGGCAACUGGAGCAGAAGCGCCUGAGCAAAGCGCCCUUGAGGGGCUCACUGAUGUGCACCUACCUGGCCCACAUCCUGAUGCGCUCUGCCCUGGAGGUGGCCUUCAUGAUGGGCCAGUACCUGCUCUACGGCUUCCAGCUGGAGCCGCUCUACCAGUGCCGCCGGCCGCCGUGCCCCAACGUGGUCGACUGCUUUGUCUCCAGGCCCACCGAGAAGACCGUCUUCCUGCUCUUCAUGCAAGCCAUCGCCGUCGUGUCGCUCGCUCUCAACGGCCUGGAAGUCGCCCACCUGGCUUGCAAGCGCUGCCGGGCGGGCUCCUGCGGCGCUUCGCCCUCGGCCCUCGGGGGCAGCCCACGCUCCGCCCUGCUGGGCCAGCAGCCAAACCCCCCGCCCUGGGGACCCCGCCCGGACGACCGCCUCGCCCAGGGCCCACCACCCGCCGCCGACGAAGCCCACCCACCGCCCGGCCCUCGCAGCCCGACACGGAGCAGCAGCAGCACCAAAGAGAGCGGCCCCGGCGCCGCCGCAGCCCAGGCGACGGCCGGCUCCUCUUCCUCGUCCCGCUCGCCGCCGCCCGCCAACGGUGCCCGGCGCGGCUCCUGCAGCGGCGGCGACUCGGGCAGCGCCGUCUCCUCGGCCACGGCGGCGCCGAGCACGGCCGGCUCCCCGCCCUCCAGCACCGGCAGCGAGCGGGGACAGCAGAGCCCCCAGGAAGGGAGCUUCCAGCCCGGCCACGGCCGGACUCGCGCCGCCGCCGAGGGGAGCCAGGCGGGAGGCUCGGCUCCCUGCAAGGGCGGCAGCGGCGGCGGCGGCAGGGCGAGGAGGAGCGGCAGGAGCGGCGGCCCAGGACUCCCCCCGCCCCGGAAGGAGGCCUCGGCCGGCGGGGGCAGCCACAGGCGGGCGCCCACGGACCUCCGCGUCUGAGCGCUGCUCCUGGAGGGCGGGGCUGCCUUGGGGCCUUUGUCUUCCCCCUCCAGGGAAGGGCGGGAUCUGCGGGGAGAGGCAGCACAACC
Podarcis muralis (Common wall lizard) is the source of this 1743-nucleotide messenger RNA. It is a transcript of the gene GJA9, whose product is annotated as gap junction protein alpha 9. The record is from RefSeq and is a predicted model, not a curated record. Gene Ontology annotation, cellular component: connexin complex. NCBI's taxonomy places the organism in Eukaryota, Metazoa, Chordata, Lepidosauria, Squamata, Lacertidae. Gene Ontology annotation, biological process: cell-cell signaling. Gene Ontology annotation, molecular function: gap junction channel activity.